AUGUCUUCGGUCUCAGAUACCGAUGUGAAAGUGGAAAUACAAGAAAUUGAAGUAGAUGAAUUACCGGUGGAAAUGCAAAUAGAGACGGUUGAAACCACAGAUGAAGUGUCAGUACAACCCAUGAUCGCACUGCAGCCUUUGCAAGAAACCGCCGAGGAAAUUAAUUUUACAAACCCGCGAAGAAAUUCAAUUCCAGUUCCAGCACCAGAAAUUGAAAUUUCUUCAGAGGAAGUUAUUCCGAUGAGAAAAGGAAAAGGGGGUAAGAGAAAAGGAAAAUCUAGAAAUACACUUCAAACAAGCGGUUUCGUGAACGAUUUGGGACUUUGUGAUUCUUCUGUGAAAAAAUGGGAACAGAAACAAGUUCAGAUAAAGACAUUAGAAGGGGAAUUUUCAGUGACGAUGUGGGCCUCCGAGGACCAGUCAAAGUUAGACGAGGAUUCAGCUGCAGGUGAUUCUGAUGCAGAUUUCGCAGAGUAUAUGACAGGAAAGAAGAUGCCUCCUGGUGGCAUGCCCGGCCUUGACCUCAGCGAUCCAAAACAGUUAGCAGAAUUUGCCAGGAUAAAGACUAGGAAACCAACAGACGAUGUACCCCGCACGGUUCCAUGUCCACACAAGGGAUGUAACAAAAUGUUCCGCGAUAAUUCUGCCAUGCGGAAACACCUUCACACCCAUGGGCCUAGGGUGCAUGUCUGUGCUGAGUGUGGGAAAGCUUUUGUUGAAAGUUCAAAGUUAAAAAGACAUCAGCUUGUCCACACAGGAGAAAAGCCAUUCCAGUGUACAUUUGAAGGCUGCGGGAAAAGAUUUUCUUUGGACUUUAAUCUACGAACACAUGUCCGGAUUCACACAGGUGACAGACCUUAUGUUUGUCCUUUUGAUGGAUGCAAUAAGAAGUUUGCACAGUCUACAAAUCUCAAGUCACAUAUUCUCACUCAUGCUAAAGCAAAGAUAGACAGGUCAUCCAAAACAAUGUUGGUGUUUUCUGACCAAGGAUCUGUAGAUGGUGAUCAGUGUUUGUCAGAUGAUGGUUUGUUAGUGUUUGACUACCGAAGCCAAUCAGCUCAUCAGAUUCCUGGAGCACAAGUGGGCCAGACGCUGACCUAUGUGACAAUACCUCCAGAAUCUCCAGGUUGGGGGUGA
This is a messenger RNA of Candidula unifasciata, 1137 nucleotides long. Lineage: Eukaryota; Metazoa; Mollusca; Gastropoda; Stylommatophora; Geomitridae. The record is from the annotation of a GenBank genome assembly.